Messenger RNA from Pneumocystis murina B123, 1091 nucleotides. RefSeq lists its product as hypothetical. The transcript has 4 exons. Gene Ontology annotation, molecular function: ribonuclease III activity; double-stranded RNA binding. Gene Ontology annotation, biological process: regulation of gene expression; primary miRNA processing; rRNA processing. The record is from RefSeq and is a predicted model, not a curated record. The coding region runs from base 1 to 1062 and encodes 353 amino acids. Lineage: Eukaryota; Fungi; Ascomycota; Pneumocystomycetes; Pneumocystales; Pneumocystaceae. Gene Ontology annotation, cellular component: nucleus.
AUGUAUAAAGAAAUAUUAAUGAAAAGUAAAGGGUUUAUUACUAUCUUUUGUCAAUUGAAUAUUCAGAGGAGAUUAGAGUCUACAUUGCAAAAAAAGAAAAUAAAUGUUAAUAUGUCAGGAAAUAUGAAUAAAAAAGAAGAGGAUAUUUUUAAACUUAUGAAUGAAGUCUCAGCUAAAUUGUUUGCUCUUCAUGCUCGAUUAAAGUUAGGGCCUCAAUUUCCUAAUGUUACACUUGUUAAGACGUUUCUUGAUUUUGGAGUUAUAAAUGGUUUAGGAUCAGUUCCGAAUAAUCGGCAUCUUUUUACACUUGGAACAUGUAUUACGGAGUAUUUUGUAUCAGAAUAUUUGAUGGUUCGCUGGCCUCGUUUACCAUAUAAGAUUAUGAAAGCAACAUUAUGGGGAUAUUGUGGAACUAAAGCGUUAGCAAAAAUUGGUUUAGAGUGGGGUCUUGAAACAAGUAAUAAAGAAGUUAAUGUUAUUCCAAAUUCUUCAAAAAAUGAGCUUGAUAGUGUUUUUUUUGAAGUUUUAUCAGAAGCAAGAAAUGGAAGACUUGUAUUUAAAAGAAAGGGAUUGCCACAUGGUUAUUCAUCUUCUACUUAUUAUGAGCAUUUGGAAAAAGUUGUUUCUAGAAUGGUAUUGUCAGUUAUUGGAGGGAUUUAUUUGCAUUGUGGACUUACAACUGUUAAGAAGUUUGUUAAUGAUCAUAUAAUCUCGAGAUAUCUUUCUAUAUCUUCUAUGUUUUCUUUUGAGCAGCCUGGUAGAGAAUUAUCUGUACUAUGUUCUCGUCAAAAAUUGGAUCCUCCUGUAUCACGAUUAAUUGCUGAAACGGGUAGGCGUAGUAGUGCACCUUUAUUUGUAGUAGGUGUAUAUUCUGGAAAUGAUAAGCUCGGAGAAGGCCAUGGAUCUAGUUUAAAAGAGGCUAAAUAUAGGGCAUCUGUUGAUGCUCUUAAAGCAUGGUAUCUAUACGAAUCAAAAGGAUUUGACUUUCCUAGCAAAACUCUUGAGAAUAAUAAAGAAAUAUAUACUCCUGUGCAUAUAGAUUAUGGAGAGGUUAUAGUGUGAAGCAAUUAUAUAGGUUCAAAUCUUUUAUU